AUGGCGAUAAAUUACACCGACGACAUCGGACCCUUGGCCUAUCCAUUAAAAAUGGUAUCAAAGGAGGUCGUAGAGCACAUGCUAGGUUGGAACAUCCCCGAGGAACAUCAGGAUCUAGUCCACGAUCACUGGAGGAACUUCCCCGCUGUCAGCAAGUAUUGGCACUUCUGCCUGGCACUCAUCUAUACCAUGUUGAUGAUCACAUCGCUCACCGGUAAUGGGAUCGUCAUUUGGAUAUUUAGCACGUCAAAGUCUCUCCGGAGCCCAAGCAACAUGUUUAUUAUCAACUUGGCCGUAUUCGACCUAAUGAUGAUGCUGGAAAUGCCACUAUUAAUCAUCAACUCCUUCUACCAACGCAUCGUGGGAUAUCAGCUAGGAUGUGACAUUUACGGGGUACUCGGUUCUCUGUCCGGCAUCGGCGGCGCUAUCACAAACGCUAUGAUUGCGUUUGAUAGAUAUAAGACAAUUUCAUGUCCCUUGGAUGGAAGAAUAAACAAAGUACAAGCUGGUAUUCUUAUUGGAUUCACGUGGUUCUGGGCUAUGCCAUUCACUGUCCUACCUGCUUUGAGAGUAUGGGGUAAAUUUGUACCUGAGGGCUUCCUAACAACUUGCUCAUUCGACUAUUUCACUGACGAUCAAGAUACGAAGGUGUUUGUGGCUUGCAUCUUUGCAUGGAGUUACUGCAUUCCCAUGACGCUCAUUUGCUAUUUCUACUCUCAGCUUUUUGGUGCUGUACGCCUUCACGAACGCAUGCUGCAUGAUCAAGCCAAGAAAAUGAACGUCAAGUCGUUAGCGUCUAAUAAGGAGGAUGCGGGCCGCAGCGUUGAGAUUAGAAUAGCCAAAGUUGCCUUCACGAUAUUCUUCCUCUUCGUCUGUUCAUGGACGCCGUAUGCGUUCGUUACCAUGACGGGUGCUUUUGGCGACAGGAAUCUUCUGACUCCAGUCGCUACAAUGGUGCCAGCUGUCUCCGCUAAGAUAGUCUCCUGUAUAGACCCCUGGGUAUAUGCGAUCAACCAUCCUAGAUACAGGGCCGAGCUCCAGAAACGUCUUCCCUGGAUGGGUGUCCGGGAACAAGACCCCGACUCAGUGUCCACCACCACGAGUGUAGCCACCGGACAGUCACAAGUUCCACAAACUGAAGCUUAG
Arctia plantaginis is the source of this 1146-nucleotide messenger RNA. The record is from the annotation of a GenBank genome assembly. NCBI's taxonomy places the organism in Eukaryota, Metazoa, Arthropoda, Insecta, Lepidoptera, Erebidae.